Messenger RNA from Blastomyces dermatitidis ER-3, 3095 nucleotides. RefSeq lists its product as uncharacterized. The coding region runs from base 203 to 886 and encodes 227 amino acids. The transcript has a single exon. The record is from RefSeq and is a predicted model, not a curated record. Lineage: Eukaryota; Fungi; Ascomycota; Eurotiomycetes; Onygenales; Ajellomycetaceae.
GAGUUUGAGUCAUUUCUGCGCUGACUUGAUUCUUCCCCUCACCAACUGAACUGUGACUCCAACCCGCAUCUUCGACGACGCCCUUCUUGUGACCACGGCAACGUUACGAUUCCUACAGUUUCUGAGCAGCAUAUGUAACAUAUAUAGCAUAUACAUACAGCUGUUGUCACUUGCCAUUGCUUCCUCUUAUACGACUUGGACAAUGGAUCACGACCUGCUUGACAGCCUCCUGGACCUGGAGGGGGGGUUCUACAAGGAGGGCUACGACCUGGGAGCCACGGACGGCGCCCGGUCUGGCUACAGCGAAGGCAGUGUAUUCGCCGUGGAGAAGGGCUUCGAGAAGUUCCAGGAAAUAGGCAGGCUAUACGGCAAAGCUAUCGUCUGGGCCAAAAGAUUACCAGGAGACCACGGCUUCCUGAACCUACCAUCCACUUCAACCGCUACAUCUCCACAAGAUACCUCUGCCAAAUCAUCUUCUUCCUCCCCCUCGAAAGCACAGGGUCCUAAUCGCGAGAACGAUAAGGUAGAUAUCCUCAAUUUGGGCACUACCCAUACUCCCGCCACUCCUUUGCCCGCCUUACCCCCAUUACCCCGCAACUCCCGUCUAGAGAAACAUAUCGCCAGCCUCCUCUCUCUCGUCGACCCGCUCGCGCUCUCCAUGGAAAACUCCGAAGAUGCCGUUGAGGAUUUUGACGAACGGUUGAAAAAAGCCGUGGCGAAGGUGAAAUUGAUAGAGAGGAUCCUGGGCGAACAGAAUACCGUUGAUGGUGGCUCGUCCGUUACCAACAAUAAAAAUAAUAGCCGGGAAGGAAGCCGCCCUGUUGAUGGGGAUAGUAUUGAGGAUUUUGGGACGUUGCCGGCAAGGAUGCAGCAGAUUAAGGAUUGAAAUUGUGGCUCAGAUUCAUGAAUUGGAUCGGUCCCUUCCUUUCUUCUCUUAAUUUGGGAAAAGGAGAGCUAUUAACUGAGAUGAAGCGUAGGAAUUCCUUCAGACACAAGGAAGGGAUGGACUCUGUGCUUAUGUCGGGGCGGGUCUGAAAAUAGAAGGCCAGAAUGCCUCAGUCCAGUCCUGUAGAGAGCCCGCCCGGGGGGGGGGGGGGGGGGUUCUCAUGGGCCAUUCAACAUUCAACCAUUUAUUUAAGAGCUCUUCCACGGAAUGUUGGCCUUGGCCCGCCUAGCUAGCGGGGGAGGAAACCCGACAGUAUUAGUUCCCUCCUUUUGCUACAUCUUAGUUAUGGCUACGGUUGUUAUUUAACGGAGACAAGUCGAUGUGGUACGGCUUCCGCAUCAAGCGCAUCGCCAGCGGGCGACUCCAGUUUGGGUGCUGACAGGGGUUAGUUAUGACACAAGGGCUAAUGGCCCGAGGAUGGAAAUAUAACGGGUCUAUGAUAUUUUGAUUUGGCUUGUUGGCGCAGGAAUUACUGGAGAGUUAUAUAUACAGUUUGAACAUAACCGAAUCCCCCUUUCCUUUCUUAACUCCGAGAAUACGUCUUGAGAAAUACCACAACUAUGUACCCAUCGGCAGCGCAAUAACCCUAAUAUUAUUAUCCCUACUCAUAUUUUCCAUAACACAAAGCAUAAAUAACACAAAAUGGAUUCCCACACAAGCAAAACAAAACACAUCCCCCAGUCUUCACAUCUUACCCCAAACUCCUAACCGCCAUCGCAAACGCGCCCUCCCUCGUCGCAUGCCCCCCAAUAAACCCAUUCGCAUGCACAAAUACCGCACCAGGAGGUACCACCACACUCGCCUCCUCACUCGCCAACACUCUAUCCAGAUCCUCAUCCCUAACCCCACACCACGCCUCCGGCAACGGCUUCCUGGACUCAAAACUCACAUCCGUGACCGGUACACACUGCACGCGCCACUUGGCCUCCGGCGCCGUUGACUCCGGGUACAGCACGUAAUACACCUGUCUCAAAAGAUCCGCACCAGCCUCUGCCGCCGCGGCCGCGGCCGCCGCCUCCUCCAGCGCAAACAAAUGCUCCUUCCACGGAACCCCCGCAGUGGGCAACACCAGUAUCUGCCCAGAGGCAUGUGUGUCAAAGCGCGCCUUGUACGCCUCGCUCACCGUCGCGCGCGCAGGGAGCCAUGAGCUACUCGCAACACGCAGUUUGCGCAGGAACGCGCCGCCGAUGAACCUACUCGCGUUCUCGAAGAGGGCGUCUUCGUCCUGCGGCUCUGCCGCGGUGGGGUCUGGAUGGUUCAGAUCGCCCACGAGGGCGCCGAGAUUGAUGCCGCCGUCGCGGAAGCGUUUCUGCACGCCGGCCGCGGCGAGGGCGGCGCUAUCGUAGACGGAGAUGCCGUUGUCGUUCGCGUCGAGCGCCUCGAUGAAGUCUGUGUAUAGCUUUUCGUACAGGGUGGCUACGUCGGGGUGGUCGACGGGGAGGGCGGUGUGUUGGGCUAUGAUGGCUUUGCCGAAGUGGAGGUAGAUGAGGCCGGCGGAGGAGAGCUUUGUGGUAUGUUGCGGGAAAGUAGUUGUGAAGGAUCGCUGGUGGUGGUCGUAGCGGUUGCGGGCGGGGUCGUAUUCGCCGCCGACGUCGACGACGGUGUGGCAGGUGGCUAGGAGGGAGGGGUCGCGGGUACGGAUGAGGGGGGAGGAGGUGUAGGUUGGUAGGAGGCGGAGGAGGUAGACGGCUAGGGCUUCAUCGGCGUGGAAGUGGCCGCUGGAGAAAUGGGUUGAAGUUAGUUAAAACUAUAUAGAACUUAACUGCGUUUUUGGCGCAUGUAGUUCGGGAAUGUUGGGACGAUACUUGUGAGUGCCGAUUGUGGGAGGGGAGGUCCUGAGCCUCUUUGCGGCGGUUUCUUCGGCCAUUCUGAACAAGGAACGUAAACAGAGCAUACAACAGAGGCCGCGGAUAAUUGUCUGGUUAAUGUUGUACGCAGGAUGAAAGUAGUUCGCAGCUUCAAUAUCUAUCUUGAGACUGACAAGAUUCCAAUGAUGAAUUGGCGGGCGGGGAAGUUUUGACUUGGCCGGAUUGGGGCAAGGCUAGGGCUUAGGGCUAGUUAGCUUACAGCGUAAUCUACGCAGUUGUUAGUAACUAGUUAACGUUACUCCCUACAGCGUAAUCUAUCUCUCUCCCUUUUUGACGUUAUG